AGCAAGUAACAAAACAGGAAACAACGAUAUCCCUUAGGUGUGAAUUUCACAGAGAGAGAGGGAGAGAGAGACAGGGAGAGAGAGAGCGAGAGAGAGAGAGAGAGAGAGAGAGAGGAGAGAGAGAGAGAGAGAGAGAGAGAGAGAGAGAGAGAGAGAGAGAGAGAGAGAGAGAACGAGAGAGAGAGAGAGAGAGAGAGACAGAGAGAGAGAGAGAGAGAGAGAGAGAGAGAGAGAGAGAGAGAGAGAGAGAGAGAGAGAGAGAGAGAGAGAGAGAGAGAGAGAGAGAGAGAGAGAGAGAGAGAGAGAGAGAGAGAGAGAGAGAGAGAGAGAGAGAGAGAGAGAGAGAGAGAGAGAGAGAGAGAGAGAGAGAGAGAAGAGAGAGCGAGAGAGAACGAGAGAGAGAGAGAGAGCGAGAGAGAGAGAGAGAGAGAGAGAGAGAGAGAGAGAGAGAGAGAGAACGAGAGAGAAGGAACAAGAGAGAGAGAGUGAACGAACAAGAGAAGAAAGUAGUAAGGAGAUACAAAGUGAGGCGGACAAAGGAAAGAGGUGGGCGGACGAGGCGGAGGGGGACGAGCGAGAAAGUUGGACAAGGAGAGAGACGCCAUACGAGAAUGAAAAGCAAUGAGAUUAUGAAAGAUAAUGAAUAA
Molecule: messenger RNA, 647 nt
Organism: Closterium sp. Yama58-4
Lineage: Eukaryota; Viridiplantae; Streptophyta; Zygnematophyceae; Desmidiales; Closteriaceae
Source: the annotation of a GenBank genome assembly